Uranotaenia lowii is the source of this 3311-nucleotide messenger RNA. Its product is annotated as nonsense-mediated mRNA decay factor SMG8. Gene Ontology annotation, biological process: nuclear-transcribed mRNA catabolic process, nonsense-mediated decay. The record is from RefSeq and is a predicted model, not a curated record. The coding region runs from base 201 to 2957 and encodes 918 amino acids. The transcript has 6 exons. NCBI's taxonomy places the organism in Eukaryota, Metazoa, Arthropoda, Insecta, Diptera, Culicidae.
AUUAUUAGCGCUAGGAAUUUGGCGAAUCGAUUCUAUUCAGUGUCUCUAGUAGAUUCACAACAAAUAAACAACCAAAACAUAAACGUGGGCGCUUAUUGGUUGUUGCGAUUAAGGGUGGAUGGCGAAAAUCGUUUUGAAAAGCUGUAAAACAAUUUGAAAGCGGACAUUAAACAACUUUGUGAAAUAUUCAGUUCGACAACAUGAAUCCAGUUCACAGUUUUGUGUUUCCAGAUGUUCCUAGCGAUUUGAGCAAAAUUCUGUUCCGAGAAGAUAAACAGAUGGUAGUUGUUGGCAUUAUCGGAAAAUCUACUACUCGAGAAUGCAACAAAUUGACCGGUUUUAAACUGCUCAAUGUUCAUCCUGCUCUAACGGACUCGGAAGGCUCUGAGGGGCGGAUUAAACUUUACUUCGAAAAAGAUGGAGAUACUCUAUACUUGCAUUUUGAAACAACUUUCGAUCAGCACGUUAUGGCUUGUCUAUUGGAAAAAGCUAUCCAAACUGAACAAAAUGAUAAUUUUAUAAACUUCAAUAGUAGCAUAAGAACACGAUUCGCCCGAAUGUUACUUUUUGCAAUUCAGGUAUGCCAUAUAAUAGUGCUGGUGGAACCAACUUCCGUUUUCGAUACCAGCUACUUGUCAAUUUUCAAAUCUUUGAAAAUUAUUCGUGAAAAAUAUGUGCUCAAAUUUCUGCCAAAAAUGCUGAAAUACUCAAAUGUAGCGAACUACAUGGGCAAAGAAGCACGUUUAUGCAGUCCGAGAUUCAUUUUUCUGUUCGAAGGCACAAGUGGUAUAAGCCUCGAAGAAGUUGAAAAAUUGGACAAACUAGAACGCUUUGUUGAGGAAGAUAUUUACAGAAUGUUGCGCAACGAGUUUAUAAUCACCAACAACAGUGCUAUGUCACUAUUUUCUAUUCCGCGAAAUAAGAAAUUUGUUUUCUUUACCAGCGACAAUUCCGCGAAAUCGGAUCCUAUUGCAGACUCAAUCGACAUGUUGAUGAAAUAUUUGCACAAAGCUGCCAAUAGCAAUCCUGUCCAGAGUGAGAAGGAUGAAGAAGAUCUCAUUAGCCGUUUGAGACCUUACAAUGGAUACGGCGUUUCGGCUUGGAGUGUUGGAACGAGUCAACGAGACAACAAAAAGGAGAGGGGCAUUCUGGCUAUGUUGAAGGAACACGUGACAGAAGCUUUGGAGCAUGGGUUCGAUGAUAGUGUCUCUAAAUACAGGGGAAGAAGCCAUUUUGUGAUUCCAGGAGUAAAAACAUGGUAUGAAGGAUUCAAACUAUUACACAAAAUUUUCAUUGAGAAUCCUGAUAACAUGAACUAUGAAACAAAUGAUGCUGAUUAUAAAGCAUACUUGGAAAAUUUCCAUAAGAUAAUAGACAUCGACGAACGAUUUUAUUCUGAAAUUUGCGAUCAUGGACUUGAGCUUGCCAUGGUGAAUUAUAAGGACAUGCUACCGCAUCAUUAUAGUGGCACCUAUCACGAGAAAAAAUACAAUCAAGCCCGGGAGCUUCUUAUGCGCUAUGCACGAGGUCCAGAAGUUGAAAGACAUGAACUGAAACUGAAAGAAUACUGUGAUUCAAUUUGGUUUAACGGAAAACAACAAUGCGAAUUUCCCAGUCUAAGAGGUAAUCCCUGUGCAUUAGGUAAACACAAGGCAAACGACCCUAUGGAUCACUCUAGUGGAGUUAUCUUUGUGUCCGCUUGCAAUUGCGGUAGAACACAAGGUCAUCGUGAAGAUCCUUACACCAUAAGGCAAGCUAACUAUGAAUUUUAUCAACUAAUUUCCAAAAGCUGCAGUAAUUGUAAUGUUCUGGAAAGGGUCAAAUUUCCAGUAUUUGAACCAUCAAGUAAUGAUUUUCGUGCAGCCGAAUUUAUCAACAAAAAUCUCUCCAAUCUCAUGUCAUUCGAAAAUUCAAACAAGACGCCGGAUACCGGCACUCACGCACCCAUGACAAACGAGCACUCGCCUCAUUUAUCUGGCAGUCAGAAAAGCCAAGAUUCUGCUUCAAAUCUCACUUUCAGUAUGGAUGACAACCAAGAAGAAGUGAAAAAUGAGAAAAACUAUGGGAGCCAGAACGAGACGGUAGAGCCUCUGGAGGAAGAUGAAUUUAACGAAAUUGUUAUCAAAGUUGGAGAAUACAGUGAAGACGUCGAACGGGAUAAGACAAUCGCACGACAACCCUCCACAACUGAAUAUCUUCCAGGGAUGCUACAUGCUGCUAGUCCAGUAGGUUUACUUCCACAGUUUCCGUCUUGGUCUCUGGUUUGUUUAGGACCAAGCUCAAUUUACACGCAUAACAGUGGGAUUCCUGAGCAUAUUCAAAGCGGAUUUUUAUCUGGUGCCAAUUUUCUUCUGCCCUGGGAUGUUAGUGUCAGAUUAGAACACGCCCGAUCCUGGGCUGCUUCAUACGAAAAGAUUCGAAACAGAAAGAAAAGUAAUACUCAAUCGAAAACUGCUGAAUCUAGCAAUACUUUUACCUUAAAAAUAUUUGUUGGCAUAGAAUACGAGUGCCUCCGAGGGCACCGUUUUAUCAUGAGUGGCCCAGAUACAGUUCUGCGUGGUGGAUCUGGAAUCGUGAGAGAUAGUGGAAGUAAGGUGGUGUUCAACGAUAUGCCCAUCUAUUUCCCUUGUCCCUGCCGUAAUUCCAACGUUGCUCAGCUUAUGCGAGUACACAUAGUUACUCCAAAAGCUCCGGUGAAUGUGAUCAUGGAACCUAAAGUUAAGACAUCUCAAAACAACAUGCAGAAUAGUUUAAUUUUCACGACCGGCUUGACCGAUCCAAUCAAACUGAGUCAAAGUGCCUACUGGAUACUGCGUUUGCCCUUUAUAUAUGAAGGUGAUAAUGGACCGUUGCUUCCACCGUUGGAUUUGAACUCAGCUAGCGCAUCUAUGCACGGUGUUCUUCUUGCUGGGAUGUUCGGAAUCCGAGAAAGUGAAUUAAGUGAAGAAUUGUUAUAAAUUUUCAUGAUUAAAAAUUGUGUAAAAAGAGGAACAGUCUACCUACCCAAUUAAUUUCUUUUCGGAAACAGUUUAUGAGAAAUUAGCCAUCCUUGCUAGGCAUAUGCUGUUCUUCACAGCUGUUAUUUUUUUUUAGGUUUUCAAUUAUCUUAGCUCUUUAAUUUUUUUACCGAAUCGGAACUAUUUGAAAAGCACCAGUUUUGAAAAUGAAUGACAGAGAAUUUGUUACUCUACCAAUAUCACCAGCAACAAAAUACAUGUUUUUCGCAGUCGGUAGGAUUCGAACCUACGCUCCCAGAGGGAAUCUGAUUUCUAGUCAGACGCCUUAACCGCUCGGCCACGACUGCUUACUAA